Messenger RNA from Saccostrea echinata, 1469 nucleotides. RefSeq lists its product as uncharacterized. The transcript is spliced from 3 exons. NCBI's taxonomy places the organism in Eukaryota, Metazoa, Mollusca, Bivalvia, Ostreida, Ostreidae. The record is from RefSeq and is a predicted model, not a curated record. The coding region runs from base 1 to 1182 and encodes 393 amino acids.
AUGGACAGUGGUCACGCAGAGGGCCCAUCUGCCAGCAAACGGCGGAGGGCGAUCGAUUCUUCUCCUCUGUCUUCAGAUCAUUUGUCAGAGUUUGAUUCUGAAGACUUACUGAAAGCUUGCUUCAAGAUCUGUGAGACUGUUGAUCCACAUUUCACAUUGUCACUAUACAAACUAAAAGCUUGUAAUGCAGCUAUUUCUUACAGGGGAGUACGCUUUUCUGAAGCAUUCUGUGACUUAGAAUCCUUUGACCAGAGUUUUCUAUUAGGUGACAUAUUCAGAACGGGGCUUGAUAUGGGAAUUGAUUUUCUGGAGGGAAGAAUUCCGGAGGCAAGACAUCAAAAAAUUAUUUUGGAAAGACUCAUCAAGUUUCUGAAAGAGGGUGAAAAGGUUAAUAUGGAUUUCGAAAAUGAAAAUGACGCGACAUCCAUGCUGGCCAACCAUCUGUUUGCAAAGUUGGCAACAUGUUCAGACUAUACUAUUGACCAGCAUUUUAAAAGGGGAGGAAAUAAAUGUGCUUGUGGGAUUGAAAACUGUGUGCUGACCGGGGACUAUGGAGAUACUAGUAUAGGUAACCCCCAUGUAUGGCAUGGUAAUGUGGACAUUAUAAUCAAAAGUGACAUUAUUAUACAGAACUUGGAGGAUAAACAAGAUGAAAUGUGCAAAAAAUCACCAGCAGAGGUUAAAUCUAAAAAUAAUCCACUGAGUGUGAAUGCAAAGCUGGUUGCAGAAACUAUCGUAUUCUCAUUUCUGCAGAAGAAAAGACACCCAGAGUUGUCUAACUUUCUCAUUCCCUGUGUAGGCAUUUCAGAUAAUGCCAUAAUUUUGAUGUUCUAUGAUUCGGAGCAUGAUGUUCUUCUAGAGAGUUCCCCAGUGCCACUUUAUUUAGAAUCGGAAAGCAGGUUUUCUGUUGAGGCCGUCUUCAUAGCAUGGCUAGCUGUAAAUUACAGAUUUCUGUGCACGGGUUUAACAGAAGACAUGCUCCAAUACAAAGCAGGUUUCUUUGCGCAAGCUGAGACAAAAAUAAAUGUGUAUAAAAAUGAUCUGAAAAUGCCAAUUGUAGGUGUAACUCCAUCCAAAGAAAGGGUACAAAAACAGUUGAGUUUUAGUGAAUACAUUUCAAUAAAACAAAACAAGAUUAUUGAACUAAGAAGGAAGGGAUUGAGACCGAAGGAAGAAAACUAGUAUGAAGUACAAGUUGGUGCCCUCAUUAAAUCAAACUUGCUUGCCCAUGUUCAAUACAAUUCACAAAAGUGCUGUUAGAUUACACCCAAUUCAAAUGAUAUUUUCAAAAGGUAGACAGCAUUAUUGUACAGUUCUUUCUAUGUACAGAUGCAAAGCCCCUACAUUGUUCAAAUUCUAAAAGUUUUCUAAUCAAUUUAACAUUGUUUAUACUUUAAAAGUCUUGAACUUGUCAAAAAAUGUUACAAUUAUUGUUCCUUUUGUUCAUCAAUAAUAAACAAACUGUAUAA